AGUAUUGAUGUUGAACGCCUUGCAAACUGUUAUGGCGUUUGUGUUCUCAUACACAACGCAUAUAGUGUAUUUUUCGUUGAAAUAAAAUAUUCUCGUUUUAAUAUAUCUUGGUUACAGAAGAUCAAAAUGGGUGUGUUUCAGUGAAUCAGAAGACCCAGUAGGCGUCUUUAUCCAGGACUGUUUCCUUAAUUGUGAUGUCUGAAUGAAUUUCUCACGGUUUUUAGAUAUUCAAUCAUGGUGGGAAGUGCCCAGCAUUGCAUACUUUUGUUCCUUAUUCAGGACUGCAUUCAAUCUUUUGGAUUUUGACAUUGAGGAGUUGGAAGAAGCACUUCUCACAGAUGGCACGGAAGAGUCGGCAAGUUCGCUUCUGACGGAACUAAUAGUGCGUCUUCUAAACGGUUGUUUAGGUAACAAUGACAUCUCGGCUUUUAAUUUUCAGAUGUAUUUGAGGAGAUUAUUUCGACAAAAAUGUCAAGAAAAAGGAAAAUGCAACCCUUUCGAUAAUGAUAUUAACUUUCAGUUUUUACCACUGCGAACAAAAGUUGAGAUCUUGUAUUCAUUAUGUGAUUUUCGGUUGGAUGCAGAAGAUGUUUAUGAUUUAUUUAGAAAUCUUGAAGCUGAAAGCCUAAGAGUUGAACCACUUGGUUGGGAUGAUAAUGAUUCUGCUUAUUGGUACUUUUAUGGGACAAGGCUGUAUCGAGAAGAUAUAGUGAAGAAACGAAAACCGAAAAAUAAAAAGAAAAAGAAAUACGGCAAGAAACGGGGAGUUUUCUAUAGACAUGACAAUCCUAAGAAUAUUAAUUCAAGACGGGUUUGGCAAGUUGUGUGUUUUACUGAAGGUGAUUGGACCCAGCUGACAGAUAAAUUCCGCAGAGCUAAUAGCAAAGUUGAACAGGAACUAUAUCAUUCUUUGUCAGAAAAUUUCUUGCCUGAAAUACCACAUCUUUUUCAAGAAAGGGAGCGCUUGCAACGUCAAAGGGUGCUAGAGCUAGUGCCACGCCGCACAUCCAGCCGCGUUCUGCAAAAGAUCAAACAGAAGGAAGAGGAAACCAAGAACUUGUAUGAUUCCAAGAAGGAAGCCAACAAGAAAUCUACUUCUGCCGCCCGCGAACACAGGGCCCGGCGCAGAAACCAAUUAAGAUCCAAGUCGUCAUCAUCGGACUCAUCGGACAGUUCUGCCGAACGAGAAGUGAUGCCUCAAAAGAAUUCAAAGCAGCCGAAGGCGAAAAAGUCAAAAAACUCCUCGGCCACCCAAAAAGGGGAACCGCCACCAGAGCCUGUUGUGAGGACAGGAAGGAAGACAAAUAACUCACUCUCGGCUGCCACCGGACAGAUCGUUAUACCGGACAAUGAUGAACCCGUCAAUAGCACGCGGAAGAAACUCAAGACAUCACAAAUUUUCAGUCAAACUGACGAGGAUGUGCAAACUGACAUGUACAAAGUGCUGGAACAGCUUACGUCACACGAUGACGCCUGGCCAUUCAUGGACCCGGUGGAGGAGGAAUAUGCACCCAAUUACUACGCCGUGAUUCGGCGCCCAAUGGAUCUCCGUAAGAUGGAAGAACGCCUCGACAACGGAUAUUACACUGAUUUUUCAAUGUUUAAAGCGGAUUUUAAACUCAUUGUGAAUAACUGCCGGCUAUAUAAUGGCCAGGAUAACGAGUAUACGACUAUGGUAGACAACUUGCAGGUUGCUUUUGAUAAAUUAACAGAGAAGUAUAUACAUCGAGUUUCCUCGUCUGACGAAGAAAUAGCCGUGGAGUACCAACUACCCACGCCGUCCAGGAAACAUAAAAUAAAAAUGAGUGAAUCUCCAUCACGACAAAAGAGAAAGAAACGCAAAUCCAACUCUGAUUCAGGAGAUCCAAAGUCAAACACCUCGGAACAAAAGCGAGAUGAAGAAGAUGAUAAAGAAGUUGCACCCAAGGCUAAAGCCCAAUCGUCUCGAUCAAAACGAGACCAAGAAGAUCAAUCUAAACCUGAAUUAGAAAAGACACAAAUUGAACCAGCGGUUAAGAAAAAUAAAGAAUCUCACAAGAACAAACAUGAUAAGAAAAAACGCAAAGGCCACCAUCGUCACGGGAAACAUCACAAGAAGAAUUCACAUAAAUCUAGCCAUGAUUCAAAACGACACAGCAAGAAGCAGAAGCAUGGUAAGACCAAGAAAUCAAAACAAAAGAAGAAGAAGAACAGACACCACGAUGUCGAAGCGCCGGAAGCAUUAAAUCGCAGCGCAUCUCAAGAGUCGCUGGAAAGUUCAACCCGCAGCCGUAGUGCUAGCCCACUACCUUCUAUACAUACCCCGUCCCCGUCACCCACCGAACUCGACAAAGCCGAGACAAGUACCGUCAGACGUGUCACGGAAAAAUUCACUAACGCAGACUUUUUGAGAGAUAAAUAUGACAACAUUAAAGAAAGGAGGAGACAUGCAGCUCGAGACGCUUGGGAAUCUCUGUUUGAUUUUAAGGAAAAAUCUGAUCUGGAUAAACCAACUGUGCAAGUAUCAGAAAAAGAAAAAAAUCAAAAAUUAAGGGAAACCAUAGAAAGAUUGAAAGCCAGCAAUGAAAAGUACAAAGAUACGUCUCUUUUCAAUUGCCUGUUCAGCCCUCGAAAUUCUGGAGAAAGACUAAGGAGAUUACAUAGGGAAGCUAAACUAGCAGAAGCCUCCAAGGCUCAAGCUUCAGGUCAUACUCCAUCUUCUGAUGACGAUGAUGACGACGAUGACGACGAUGACGAUGACGACGAUGACGAUGACGACGAUGACGAUGAUGACGAUGAAGAUGAGAAUGAAGAGGAAAACGUGGCCAAUGACGAGGAAGACUCCUCAGAGGAUGAAGCCGUUAUGCCCGUUAAAGAGCCCCAGGUAAAAAAAGGUAAAAAAAGUACUGCGAAAAAUGCUUGUGCCUCAGAGGCAUUGGAACAAGCUGUUAAAGACAUAAGCAAAUGGCUUGAUGAUGCUCCCAAGGCAUCGACAACUAGCUCACCAAGUGACAGUCCAGCCCAAACAAUCUCAACUGAAGAUCAAGAAAAUAGUCGUAUAGAUGACGAGUCCUCGCAAGGGGAGAAGCCAGCUAAUUCUCGAAAGGAGACGUCACGAAAACGUCCGUCUUCACGAGAACCAAAAGCUGUAAAAAGGAGAGAGGUACAGAGGACAAUAGACAGGUUACAACCUGGAAAAAGCAAGGGCAAUCUACUUACUAACAGUAACAAAAAUAAUGAGAAAGCUGAAGAUAUAACUCCAUCGGGCCAGCUCAAUAAGACUCGAGAUUCAACUAAAGUUGAAGAAAGUAGUCCCAAACUUAGUUUAGGGUCUGUUUUACCGACUGUUGAAUUUGCACUUGGAAACGAUCAUAAUUUAAUUAAGGAUAAAACGGAAACUGUACUCCCAAAAGAAUCCAAAGAUAUUGAGGAACCUAAGAAGGAAAUUAAGAACAUUGAAGAGCAAGUGGAGAAAAAAUCUGAACAAAAAGAAGAGACUCCUACUAAAAAAGAUGCUGAGGUAGAGACAGAACCUCUACCUAUUAUGAAACCAAGCCAAGAGAAGGCAACACCUAACUUAAGUGCGUGGUUUAAGGCAUUUGGUGCCCCUAAAACUAUAACUUCAACUACGGCAUCAAAUAAUAUAAAAAAGAAAAAUGAAGAAACUGAUACUGAUGAAAAACCGACUGAGAAUACUAAUAAUGAAAAUAAGAUAAGUCCGAAAAAACUUACCACUAAAUAUGAUGCUUCAACGAAUCCUAAUUCACCCAACCCUGAAGGGGGUGAUAGCCCUCUACCAAAUGUGUCAGCAACCCCUCGUCAGAGGAGGACUAGUACUGGUAGUACCAUCUCGGAACGCUCAUCGUUCAGUCAAGAUCUAGACUCUCCUAGACAUCAAAUGGCUCAUACGUCACCUCUCUUACAAUCACCGGCAUCCCCAAGAACCGAUGACUUCCAAAAAAUAACAUAUCCUAUAAUCAAUGGUACGGUACGAGCUGGAUUUUAUCAAGAUACCACUUCACUGAAAAGUAGUCCAGAGAAGAGCUGCAGUCCACGUGAUGCACCGCAAUCGCCAUACUCUCCAUAUUCACAACAUGUCUAUGCAUCUAACAGUAACUCUUCUACUCCAAAUUAUUUUGUGGACCAUAAUAAAAGUCCAUUGCCUACAUAUGGACAGAACGCCCCUCCUUACUAUGACACCUCCAAGGCGCCUGUUGUAAGCAAGCCCCCGAGAGUACACGAUGAUUACACAGCUCUCGGUCCAGAUUCUUUUCAGCAAAAUACCUAUAAUGGCCCGUUCUCUCCCACGCCUUCACCGUUUCCACCUACACAAUCGACUUAUUCCCAGCCACAAGUAUCACCACAACCAACGCUGCCCAUGACGCAACCCGUAAAUGAUGUUCAGUUACUAUCAGAUACCAAGGCCACUUUAUUCCCAGUUAAGAAAAGAACGUAUAAUGAACCAGAAAACUCUAUGUCGCCGAAAAUGCCCGAUAAAGAAGUAGUGCAGUCGGUACCAGUUAAAAAUGAUUACUCGAAAAUAACACAGAGUAUUCACACAACUCUAUCAUUGGUUUCUACACCUAUUGAGGAUAUUCCAGUGACUAAUAACAAAAACAAGACUCUGGAUUACUCGGAACGGAAUGUAACAGACGACAGGGAUCAUAUUACAUUCGAAACUCAUGAUUUGGCGCUCAAUCAGAAAAAAGAAAUUAUUAAUGUGGACCUCACUAAACCUGUCCAUACCGUAAAGAAAGAUAAUAUUGACAUGAUUAAUAUGGGUUACAUGAACUUGGUUGAGGAUAGAAAGUUAAAUCAGUCACCUGAUGUGGAAUUUGUGGGUGAAACAAAAUGUAAUGUAACAACACAACAAAAGGGAUAUGAAAUUGAGGCUAUCGCUAUCAAUCUCGGAAUGAAUAAUCAACAGUUACCUAAAUCGGUUGCUAAACCUAUGUUUCCCAUGGGCGUUACUAACAUUCCUCCUGCACAUAUCCAUGAGAGACCACAAACCGAUAUGCAUUUGAAUCAAACCAUACCUCUUGCUCAUCAUAAUCAAUACGAUGCUCUACCCACUGGGCAAACAAACAACUUCUCCUUAAACGAUAUUGAAUUAGCAAAUAAAAAACUAUAUGCUUGCAGCAAUACGCCAACACCAACUGCGCUCGAUUACGGCAAUUGGAAAAUGAAUCAAAUAAGAAAACCUGAACUAAUGCCCUCUGAUUAUUCCACUAAUAGUUAUCCGACGGCGAAUGGUGAUAAAUUGAAGGCGGUUGAAACAGCUUCUCCGGCUGCCAUCAAUUAUAAUAAGAACUUUCAACACCAGCAAUAUAAUAACUACAACAACGUCCCUCGUUCAAGCUUACCAAGACCUCAAGAAGCACAUCAAAAUAUUUCUACUGAAUUAAUAAUACCCAAUCCAAGAAGCCAUCUAAAGGUUGAUUCGAGUAAUACAGCUACAACCACCAGCGACAACAAUACUUUGUCCAAGACCAUGGAACAACAUGCAAAGCCUCAGAAAUCUGAAAAACAUAUCCAAAAUCAUCCACUAGUGUCAUCUAUACCUUACAAGACACCAUAUACUGCUCAUUCAACAAUACCUUUGGAUACAUUGCGUAAUUUGCCAAAUAUGUCUCAAAUGCUGGAAAGAUAUACGAAUGACGAAAGAUAUUUAGCUAGUUUCGCGAACAGUACAUCAACAUUGUACCAUGACAAGACGUUCCAAAUGGCUCAAAUGUUUAAUAAAACAAUGGCUUCAGAUGCUCAUCCAUCGAGCACACCCAUCAGCAUCUACUCCCAGCCACCAAUACCCGUUGUAAACAAAGACAAUGGUAUCUACAAAAGUAGCACCACCAUGGCAAGCCCACAGACAGAUACUAAAAAGAAGAGAAAAAGGUCCUCGGAUUCAAAGCUGCCUUCACCGCAGAUUGGACUUUCAUAUCAUCCUACUUCCAGUAGUGAUGUACUAACAUCCGUGAAAUCGAACAUGAUGCCAUUCAAUUUCGGUACCGGCACCAAUAUGACCUUGAGUAGUAUGUAUGGUGAUAACGGUGGAUUUUCUAUAGAAGGAUUCAGAAACAGCACGAAUCAAUUAAUGGCUGCCAACUAUGUGGCGGCGGCUGUCGCCCACCAACACAGAACCAAUGAUACGAACGCUGAAAAGCUAGUGAAGCCAGCUCACCAGAAUUCUAAUCAUACCAGCUCAUAUCCCUUUAUAGGUCAUGCACAGGUCCGUAGCGCGUACCCGUUCGUCGGUUCUGAGCAAUCGUCGCCGCUCUACCAGCAGUAUCUGGCGCGAUACCAGGAAGAGCUCCAACGUCAGACGGGAGCACAGAUCAUGAGCCUCUACCCUGCUGCGUACACCGCGCCACUCAGCGUGCGGCAACCCUACGAUGCGAUCAACAGACCAUCUUGGCUGUAAAACCACCAACACAUCUAUAGGAUGUUAAGUUACGUCUACUACCGAUGUAACAACCGUUAGAGGAAAAUUUAUGUUGUUUGUAGAAUUAUAGCAUUGAUGUCAAAAUAUUUAUCCAUAUUCAUAUUAAUAAUUAAUGGCAAUCUUUGCCUCAAGCAUGACAAAUUUAAUGUUUAAAAUACAUAAUUGUUGUUUUUCUUGCAUAAUAAUAAUAAUAAUUACGAAUCUUAGCCUGCGAAGACAGAGCGUAUAAUUACUUGUGUUGACUCAUGAAUGUUAUUAGUUGUUAGAAAAAUAUAAAUGUAUCUUUCCUUUCCUGUCUCUACUAAUUCAUAGAAUUUUUGUGAAAAAAAGUUGAAUUUUAAAAAUCACAGUACUAAUCACUAGUAUAGACACUCUAUUUGUAAUAUUUUUUGUAUAUAUAUUUUAAUGCGACGUAACAAGUUUAUUUUUAACAAUUUUUUUUUUGUUUUAUAAUAAUUUGGCAAACUUUAUAAUAAUUUACUUAUAAUUUUGCAAAAUUGCAAGUCCCUUAAGCCUUAUAUUACGACGGGUUAAUGCUUAUUAAGGUCACAGAUAUAAUUGUACUGUUAUUUUAGAAUUAGAAUUUUAUGUUAUAAUUUCAUACAUUAUGUUGUUGUGUAAAUACUUUAAAUCUUGUUUUAAAUCAAUGAUUUAUUAGCGUUCUUUUAAGUACUUUUGCUGAAUACAUAUGUUUAAUUCUAUAGUAGUAUUAAGAGAUUCAUAUUGUAAGAAUAUUAUUGAAAAUGACUCUUUAUGUGUAAAAAAAUGAAAAUAAAGAUUUUCAAAAAUA
Messenger RNA from Danaus plexippus (monarch butterfly), 7208 nucleotides. RefSeq lists its product as uncharacterized. Gene Ontology annotation, molecular function: protein binding. Gene Ontology annotation, biological process: chromatin remodeling. Bases 203 to 6397 code for a protein of 2064 amino acids. The transcript has 10 exons. Gene Ontology annotation, cellular component: CERF complex. The record is from RefSeq and is a predicted model, not a curated record. NCBI's taxonomy places the organism in Eukaryota, Metazoa, Arthropoda, Insecta, Lepidoptera, Nymphalidae.